GUUAUAAAUUGUUAAUAUUUUUGUCAACUUGGUAGAGAUAUUAUCAGCUAUGGCAUUUUGGUAAAAACAGCUAUUUAUUUAUUAAUAUUAUUAUUAUUAUUAUUAUUAUUAUUAUUAUUAUUAUGUUUUUUUGUUUGUUUGUUUUUUCCAUAAAAUAGCAUUCUGUUGUGGGGAUGCCUGUCGCUCUCCUAAACUUAUGUUUCUUUCUGUUGGUGCUGAAUCUAGAGUCUGCAGUCUCUGUCUGUAACGUUACAGUGCAUACGUUGAAUUUCGGAUGCCAUCUUAAAUGGGAUUGCCCUGAUGCCAGUCCAAAUACGACUUACACUGUCUUGAGCAAAACACAAGGAACAUCAUGGACAAAUGUUUCAGGCUGCUUCCAGAUUUCCCAGCAAAGCUGUGAUCUGUCAAAUGUCUUUCCAAGCGUACACACGUUGAACUUCAUUAGACUGACAUCUGAAUUUCUCUGGCUAAAUAAAACUUGGUCCUGCAACUCUGUUGAUGACCCUGAUGCCAAAUUUAGCAUGCCUUCCGUAAUAAUCUCCAUGGAACAGGGAAGUGUUUGGGUCACGGUAAAUUUUCCUUGUGCUCCAGCCAAAAGCUGCUCCAUUGAGGAAGAGGAGGAGAUGGAUUGUUGCCCACUAAUGGAGAUUAAAAAUCUCAAUGCCACAGUCACUCUAUACAACGAACAGAACCCCUCAGACAGACAGGCAUACACAGCUGAAGUGAUCAGUGAACACCCAUUCAAGGUGGAAUUUGGUUUUCUUACAUCAGGGCAAGUGUACUGUGCUGUGGCCAGCUUCAAAGUUGAGGAUGUACUGGCCUCUUCUCCCACGAGCUUCCCACAGUGUGUUUACAUACCAGCAAAAAACGAAAGCCUCAUCGUCGUAAUUUUGUGCGCUGUUCUCAUCGCUCUUGGCCUAGUAAUUUUUCUGCUGAGGAGACAGUGUGAGACGACAUCUGAACGUCCUCUGCCCAGAUCUUUGGCUUUACUUCGAGACCUGGAACUUCAGAACGAGACAGUCAUUGACAGUAAUGUUGCACCACACAACGAGGACUCUGAUGGUGACUACGUUUCUGUUGUAUCCAUUUCUGACUUCACACUCAUGAACAACCAGUCAUCUUACUACAACACCCAAAGCCUGGGCAAUGGCUAUUACACAAGCCCCAUCCUGCACAAUCCAGACUGCACUGAGGAAUCUGUGGAGUCCGAUGAGUUGAACACAGAAGUCCAACACGACGAGUUCCAUGUGUUACCAUCACAUCCAGUUCUAGAAGCAGAGAUGGGAUGUGCAUAUCAGAAUCAGAAUAUUUUACCGUCACUCAGAGACAUCCCUCUGAGCUCGGUACGAGUGAAACACACUCAACAGGACGAGAUAUCAACUGAAGAUCCAGAGCGGACUGAAGAUGUCAUAUGGGGAAAACUGAACAUGAGACCAAUAGAAGACAUCCAGUCGAACUGAAACCACUGAUGUUUCUUUUCAAAAGGUUGUAUACAUUUAGGUUCAAUGUAACAUUUUUUAGACUCAAGAUACAGAUUUGCUUUGUGUGUAAAUUUUAAAACCUGCUUUCUUUGGUGCUAUUAAUUUGCGAUUGUGAUUCUGCCCUUUCGCCCACUAUUGUCAUUGCUAAAGUUGCAGUGAAAUGGAAGUAACAACAGAUCUUUUUGAGGUAUUGUGAUGUACAGCCAAAUGUAACUGCUUAUUGAAAAAAAAAAAAGACAAGGUGCGAUGAUAAACUGGGUUAUCAUCACCUGAACAUCAGUUUACAGUGUUAUGUUUUUUUGUUUUUGUUUAUGUUUAUGAUGUGAUAUGUGUAUGGAGUCAAUGUCUAGUGUUAAAAUUGUGUUUUUCCAUAUAUGUGACCCUGGAUCACAAAACCAGUCAUAAGGGUCAAUUUUUCAAAAUUGGGAUUUAUACAUCAUCUGAAAGCUAAAAAAAAAAAGGUUUCCAUUGAUGUAUGGUUUGUUAGAUGGGACAAUAUUUGGUCGAGAUACAACUAUUUGAAAACCUGCAAUCUGAGGGUGCAAAAAUACUAAAUACUGAGAAAACGCCUUUAAAGUUAUCCAAAUAAAGUUCUUAACAAUGUAUAUUACUAAUCAAAAAUUAAGUUUUGAUAUAUUUACAGUAAUAAUUUUACAAAAUAUCUUCAUGGAACAUGAUCUUUACUUAAUUUCCUAAUGAUUUUUGCCAUAAAAAAAAAACUAUAAUUUUGACCCAUACAAUGUAUUUUUUGCUAUUGCUACAAAUAUACCCCAGUGACUUAAGACUGGUUUUGUGGUCCAGGGUCACAUAUAUAUUACAUUUUCAUAGUUGGGAUUACCUGUGCAGUACUGUGUUUGGGAGGAGAGCAUUUUGAUGACCUGAAAAUCCCAAAUUUCUUUAAUUAAUGGUUAUACCAUUUAAUAGGCACUGGGAUUAAUGUGAAUGUUUGGAUGUGUUAACUGUCUUAUUCGAAACGAACAUUGGUUAUGUCUGAUUAAUUGUAAUAUUCCUGCUUUUGAUUAUCUGAAUGUGUGUGUUGAAUGUGUAUGUUUUAAUACUAAUGUUGAACUAUCCUCUGUCAUGGGUCUUGAUCCACCCGUUAAUGGUUUGCUCCACUAGUGUUUGACUGGAGGGUUGAAUAUACAGGGGAGGGUGUCUGGGUGUAAAGGCUACACUCUAAAAACUCCUGGGUUAAAUACAACCUAUCGCUGGGUGAAAUAUGGACAUUCUCAGCGAUUGACCCAGUGGUUGGGUUAAAUGUUUAACUCAACCUUCUGGGUAGUAACCCAACCACUGUGUCAAAACAACCAAAUUUUGUAGUUUGUCCAUAUUUUACCCAGCACUGGGUUGUAUUUAACCCAGCAGUUUUUCGAGUGUAGUCUGUCCACGGGAGGCCCAGGUCUUGUAUGUGAAGUCAAAUGCUGGAAUGUCUUAUAUGAGUGUCAGCUUGUUUCUCGAGGCUAGUGCCCAGGCCUUGUUUUGCUGCUUUCAGCAUGUUUUAUUUUCAUGCUUCAUACAGUUUAUUUUGAAUAUUUUGUUGAUUUAUUUUUGUUUAUUUUGAAAUUUGGUUGGAGCACGUGUGAUGAGACAGCUGUCAUAAAUAAAAUCAC
Messenger RNA from Labeo rohita (rohu), 3091 nucleotides. RefSeq lists its product as uncharacterized. The coding region runs from base 174 to 1460 and encodes 428 amino acids. The record is from RefSeq and is a predicted model, not a curated record. Lineage: Eukaryota; Metazoa; Chordata; Actinopteri; Cypriniformes; Cyprinidae. Gene Ontology annotation, molecular function: protein binding. The transcript is spliced from 7 exons.